Fusarium sp. VM40 is the source of this 1434-nucleotide messenger RNA. The record is from the annotation of a GenBank genome assembly. NCBI's taxonomy places the organism in Eukaryota, Fungi, Ascomycota, Sordariomycetes, Hypocreales, Nectriaceae.
AUGCACGUCUACGUUCACAGCGCCAACCCUUGGCUCGAUGACCACGUUAGAGCAUGCAUCAGACGACAUAUUCCAGAUGCUACCUGUCAUGAAAAUUACGCUGAUAUUCCCGAAGAUGUGGAUGAAAUUUAUCAGUUCCUCAAUGGCUGGGAGCUAAACCACCACUUUGCGGUGCUGAAUAGGGCCAAGCACGGACUCCUCAACGCGUAUCCCAACAGCGACGCACUGGCCCGGAAAGACCACAUGGCAAAGGUUGUUGACUAUUGGGUUACCAAGAGACCCGAAAGCAUCCUCAAAGGCCACAGCCCUGCUACUAUCCAGUUGUCUCUGGACUAUAGCGAAUAUGUCGAAGACUCGCUAGCUGCGGCAGAUGACUUGACUCUGCUGUACUCACUUGAGGAUAACGAGACGAAAGAUGCGUCGAAACGAGACUGGUGGAUUCUCAAGCCUGCUAUGAUCGACUGUGGGCACGGUAUCCGGAUCUUCAGCACUAUUGACGAACUCGCCGACAACCUCGAAUUGGCUGCUGAUAUCUCGGAAGAAGAUGAAGACACAGACGAGGACGCCGAACUUGUUGAAGCCAAACACGACAGUGACAAUGACUCGAACGGAUUCAACCCCAGCUUGUCAGCGCCUGGCCUAAAUUCCCUGGAUGCCCUCAUAACGGCAACCGGAAAACUCUCCGUCAAUGGAACGGACAAAAACAUGAAUGCCACAUCCAAGUUCCAAGACCUUGUGAUUGACGAAAACGAGCGCAUCCCAUCCGCUCUGCUUCGAGAGUUUGUCGUACAGCAAUACAUCGUUUCAAUCCCGCCCAUAGAUGGAAGAAAAUGGCAUGUCCGAGCAUAUGUUCUCUCAGUGGGACGUCUAAAAGUACACGUCUUUGAUGAGAUGCUUGCUUUGCUCGCCCUUGACGACUACGAGCCGCCGUGGAAGAACCCAAGUCUCAAAUCAUCUCUGACCAACACUGCGCUGCAAGACGAGGAGGAGUUUAUGAGCAGAGAGUCGAUGAGAGACUUUUGGAAGCUUGCGGAUGACCUACUUCCAGGGAACUGGAAACAAAGCGUAUUCGACCAAGCAUGCCAGAUUUCGGGAGAGUUGCUCCGCGCAGCUGCCCAUACCAUGGCAGAUAAAUUCACGCCGCUGGACAAGUGCUUCGAGCUCUUUGCCAUAGACUUCCUGGUAGACUCGAACGGCACUGCAUGGCUACUAGAGGUGAAUGAAACACCCGCGUUCUAUGAACAGGGGUAUGCUGGUGAGCUGGCUCAAAGACUCAUGGAGUCGGUGGUCUGCAUGACGUUGGAGCACAUGGGGAGGGCGGACUUGGGGGAUGCGCAGAACGUGGAAGCGAGGGAGCGUAUGGUGGGGGUUUUGGAUGCGACGAAGGAGUUGGCGAAGAGCAAUAUCACCGAGAUCUUGCCAGGGGCUAUAUAA